GUGGCUUUCCAGUCGAGCGACGCGUACGGGAAGCCUUUAUCCACAAUUUUGUAUGUCGAAUUUGCAAUAAUAAUGGACAGACAUCAUCCAUACUCUCAAGUUAAUGGGGUCAGCACUGGUACCACCAUUCUUGCAGUCAAGUUCAAUGGCGGAGUCAUCAUUGGGUCUGACUCCAGAGCUUCCAUGGGAGAGUCUUAUGUGUCAUCCAAAACCAUCAACAAGCUCAUUCAGGUGCACGAUCGAAUAUUCUGCUGCAUAGCUGGAUCACUGGCUGAUGCACAAGCUGUGACCAAAAUGGCCAAAUUCCAGCUGUCUUUUCACAGUAUUCAGAUGGAAUCUCCUCCUUUGGUUAAAGCUGCAGCAUCCAUUAUGCGGGAACUUUGCUAUAGCAAUAAGGAAGAGCUGCGGGCAGGCUUCAUCACAGCAGGCUGGGACAGAAAAAAAGGACCACAGAUAUACGUAGUGUCUUUGGGAGGAAUGCUUCUCAGUCAGCCUUUCACCAUCGGUGGAUCUGGCAGCACGUACAUCUAUGGUUAUGUGGAUGCCAAAUUCAAACCUGACAUGACUUUAGAAGAGGCUACACAGUUUUCCACAAAUGCUUUGGCUCUGGCUAUGGGUCGGGACAAUGUCAGUGGUGGUGUUGUUCAUCUGGUUGUGAUCACUGAAGCUGGAGUCAAGCAUAUAGUUGUUCCAGGGGAUGAACUGCCAAAGUUCCAUGAUGAAUAAUAGAGCAGAACAAAUUGGACACUUUUACAAAUAUCACUACUUUGUGAUUAGCUGUGUGCAGAUUUUUGCCUGGGUUUAUUUUCCCCACACUUUGUCAUUCAUAAUAAAUACAUUUAAGUCGUAUGUU
Danio rerio (zebrafish) is the source of this 853-nucleotide messenger RNA. RefSeq names its product proteasome 20S subunit beta 12 (gene psmb12). Lineage: Eukaryota; Metazoa; Chordata; Actinopteri; Cypriniformes; Danionidae. Gene Ontology annotation, biological process: protein catabolic process. The record is from RefSeq and is marked provisional. Gene Ontology annotation, cellular component: nucleus; cytoplasm; proteasome core complex. Gene Ontology annotation, molecular function: threonine-type endopeptidase activity.